GGAGGAAACAAAGACGUACAUGGAGCCUAGAUUUGCCAGCACGUAAUGGUACAGAUCCGAUGCAGUGUGCCCGAACUUGAUGCUGUACGCACAAUGGACCAGAUGCACCACGAUCCAACCAACCAACGCGUCCACGUCGUCCGCGGCCGAGGAAGGUUGUUGGGCGAAGUGACCUGCGAUGGCCGCCAUGUCCUCGCGCAACGAGUCAUUCGCUUUGAGCUGCUCGGCGGCGUCCUUCGCCGUUUGAAAGAGCCACACGUGGUCAAGGACCCACACGUCGGCUUCGGGGACAAGCGCCUCCGUCGCCACCACCACAGCAUUAUCCUGCAUAGUCCACGGCGCAGAGAAUUCCUUCUCUAUAACCUUACGCAUCGCCUCCUCCCGAAGAUGAACCGGCACAGCAUAGUGGUUCAGCUGGGCUUCAUGGCGGCUUAGUAUAUCGUCGUCCAUCGUUCAAAGCUGGUGUUGGCGCGUCGAAAAGUUGUUGGCGUUGGAAAAAGUGACAUGCGUUAUCCGGAAUUGGUACUUUUUUUCCGGAUGAGUUGAUUACAACAACACCUUGCGGUUCACAAGCAUGGCUGCUGACCUAUCGCACGUGCUGACGACCAGCGGCGAGUUCGGUGCGUCCUACACGCAGCGCGACCUGUUGAUAUAUGCGCUUGGGAUCGGAUGUGGUCACUACCCACAUGGAGAGCGGGACAAAUACGUCGACGCCAAGUUCACGACGGAACUGCGCGACCAGUUCGCCGCCUUCCCGCUCUACCCGGUGGUGCUUCUCUUCAAAGGCACGUCGCAGGACACGGUGGCGUACCCACCACCAAACCUGUCGUGGUUUCCUGAUGGCAUUCCGUCGUUCAACCCUGCCGGCACUCUGCAUGCUGAACAAAGCAUCGAAAUCCACCGGCCGCUACCGUCCACGGGCGCGGCCGUGACGUGCCACCGCCGCGUGGUCUCUUUCCAUCCAAAGGGCGCGACUUCGGCGCUGCUCGAAACCGAGUACAAGCUCGUCGACGAGAGCACUCGCGUUCCCCUUUGUACGAUCGUCAUGAGCUCGUUUCUCCGAGGUCUCGAGUCGCGCUUCACCGGCGUCGGCCCGAAAGCUUCCAAGAAACCUUCCAUGCCCCAUCGCAAGCCUGACGCGUCCUUAGCUCUACCCACGUGGCCUUCCCAAGCGUUUUUCUACCGUCUUUCGGGAGAUUACAACCCGCUGCACUGCGACCCCGACAUGGCACAGGCCCUCGGGUUCCAGGAACCCAUCCUGCAUGGCUUGUGCAGCAUGGGCGUCGCCGCGCGCGCCCUCUUGCAUCUCUGUUGCGACAACGAUCCAACUGCGUUUCGCAAGAUGAGUGUACGCAUGACCAAACCGUGCAUUCCCGGGGAAACGCUUGAAACAAGCGUGUGGCGAGUGGAGGGUGCGCCGAUGGUGCACUUUCAGACGCGCGUGGUGGAACGAGAUGUGGUUGUCCUCGAUGGCGGCGAGUUUACGUUUGGACCUAGCGCCCGCUUGUAGGGCAACGCAUGUCGGUUGGAAGUGGAUGAACGAGGAAUUUCGACGAACUGUGGACAAGACUCGCGUAGGCACGUGGUUCAGAUAAUAUACGUUGUAAGGUUAGUCAUAUGCA
This is a messenger RNA of Aphanomyces astaci, 1622 nucleotides long. RefSeq lists its product as hypothetical. Gene Ontology annotation, cellular component: peroxisome. The coding region runs from base 575 to 1510 and encodes 311 amino acids. NCBI's taxonomy places the organism in Eukaryota, Oomycota, Saprolegniomycetes, Saprolegniales, Verrucalvaceae. The transcript has 2 exons. The record is from RefSeq and is a predicted model, not a curated record.